Messenger RNA from Dioscorea cayenensis subsp. rotundata (Guinea yam), 1503 nucleotides. RefSeq names its product 2-methyl-6-phytyl-1,4-hydroquinone methyltransferase 1, chloroplastic. Gene Ontology annotation, molecular function: 2-methyl-6-phytyl-1,4-benzoquinone methyltransferase activity. Bases 247 to 1272 code for a protein of 341 amino acids. The record is from RefSeq and is a predicted model, not a curated record. Gene Ontology annotation, biological process: methylation. The transcript is spliced from 3 exons. NCBI's taxonomy places the organism in Eukaryota, Viridiplantae, Streptophyta, Magnoliopsida, Dioscoreales, Dioscoreaceae.
UAGACCCAAUCAGAAAUUAGCCCCAUAUAUCACCUUGCCAGAAAACUUGUGGUGUGUGUUCUCCGGCUCAGUACUGUUGUCAUCAGACUCACAAUCAGGGCAACAGAUGAAGCAAACAUGAAUCCAUUGCUCAUCAUCAAAUUCACUGGAUUUCCAGCUCAAUUUGAGUGUUUUUGGAGAAAUUGAAGCAGAAAUUGGUGGAAAAAUCCCAUUUUGCACAAGGAUCAGCAUCAGAGUUCAGCAACCAUGGCUGCUAACUUGGUCAGUGGGGCUGAGAACCUCCCACUGGUGAGAGGGAGGUCCCCAAAUGGUUUAGGGCUCUUGGGUUGCCCUCCCCAUGGCAGAGCCUUACCAGGUGUUGGUUCAGUGGCCAUUAAUGGAGGUGGAGCAAGGAGCAAAGCAGCAGUGGUGAGAUGUAGCUUGUCUUCUGCUAGGCCUGCCUCUCAGCCCAGGUUUAUACAGCACAAGAAGGAGGCUUUCUGGUUCUAUAGGUUCCUUUCCAUUGUCUAUGAUCAUAUCAUAAACCCUGGCCAUUGGACUGAGGACAUGAGGGAUGAUGCUCUUGAGCCUGCUGAUCUCUGGAACCCUCACAUGAAGGUUGUGGAUGUUGGUGGAGGGACUGGGUUCACUACUUUGGGAAUUAUCAAGCAUGUGCGUCCUGAGAAUGUUACCAUUCUUGACCAGUCUCCACAUCAGCUUGCCAAGGCCAGAGAAAAGGAGGCUUUGAAGGAGUGCACUAUCAUUGAGGGGGAUGCUGAGGACCUCCCUUUCCCUACUGAUUCUGUUGAUAGAUAUAUUUCUGCUGGAAGUAUUGAGUAUUGGCCUGAUCCACAGCGUGGUAUCAAGGAAGCAUAUAGGGUUUUAAAACUUGGAGGAUUGGCCUGUGUGAUAGGUCCUGUACAUCCAACCUUUUGGCUCUCUCGCUUCUUUGCUGACAUGUGGAUGCUUUUCCCAAAGGAAGAAGAAUACAUUGACUGGUUCAAAAAGGCUGGAUUUAAGGAUGUCAAAUUGAAAAGGAUUGGCCCCAAAUGGUACCGUGGAGUGCGUCGGCAUGGUUUGAUUAUGGGAUGCUCUGUGACAGGUGUGAAAAGGGCAUCUGGUGACUCCCCUUUGCAGCUUGGUCCAAAAGCGGAAGAUGUGAAGAAGCCUGUGAAUCCAUUUUCAUUCAUCUUGCGCUUUAUCUUGGGUACGAUUGUGGCGGCAUACUUUGUUUUGGUGCCCAUUUACAUGUGGAUCAAAGACAAGAUAGUGCCGAAAGGUAUGCCAAUAUGAGCAUGUGAAGGGGAGACAUGAUAUACAAAUUGCUGUGAAAUAUAGCUGGUAUGCUUUGUGAUGAUUGUUAUUAUCAGUUAGGAGUUAGCAUGGUCUUUGUUCGGUAGGCUUUUUGUAAUCAUGUUUGUUGCUCUCGCACUUAGGAUCAAGCAAACAAUUUCUCUUUCACGAAGGAUAGUGUGAUAACUUCUACGGAAUAAACAGUUACUUGUGUUUGCAAAUUGACAUGAA